UUGUUUUCUAAACGGUACCAACUGUUAGAUCAACUGGCGCAAGAAAUUUCCCUUUACAACCAGAUUCCAAACCAAAAUACUGAACUUGAUAAACAAUGCACUGAUUUUACAGAGAAUGUAUCUAAUAACUGCCAGAGGAUGUUACAAAUUGUAUCCAGUAUCAAUGCUGAACUGAAAAAGAUCCAUCUUGAUACAAAAAACGAGCAAUCAGUCGAAAUUUCGAAAUUAACAAACCAGAACAAGAAGAUGGAAGCUAAAAUAGCAUCAUUACAAUCCAUAUCGAGGUCAUUACUCUCCAAGAUCUCCAAAUCCCGUAGAAAGACUGAUGAAAAGAUAUUAUCUUUAAUCCAGAAAGUUACAACGAAGAAUUUCAACUUAGAACAAGCAUUCACACAGGAUACAGUCUUAAGACCAUUCACUACUAUCUUAGAUCACAUUGAAACAGAGACCUCCUUCGAAAGUAGUAGUAGGAUAGGACGGGGUGUGUGA
Molecule: messenger RNA, 489 nt
Organism: Trichomonas vaginalis G3
Lineage: Eukaryota; Parabasalia; Trichomonadida; Trichomonadidae
Exons: 1
Source: RefSeq, a predicted model, not a curated record